Molecule: messenger RNA, 962 nt
Organism: Oryzias melastigma (Indian medaka)
Lineage: Eukaryota; Metazoa; Chordata; Actinopteri; Beloniformes; Adrianichthyidae
Product: formimidoyltransferase-cyclodeaminase-like
Exons: 3
Coding region: 3-386 (127 amino acids)
Molecular function (GO): transferase activity; folic acid binding
Source: RefSeq, a predicted model, not a curated record
GCAUGGACGACUGCGUCCGCUGUGCCCACGCCUUCGGAGAGAAACUGGCAGAGAUGCUGCACGUUCCCGUUUAUCUGUACGGAGAAGCGGCUCGAACGCCAGCGAGGAGGGCGCUCCCGUCUGUGCGAGCUGGAGAGUACGAGGCUCUGCCCGACAAGCUCUGUCGGCAGGAGUGGGCUCCUGACUUCGGCCCCCCCGUCUUCGUGCCAUCGUGGGGCGCCACGGUUACCGGCGCUCGGAAGUUCCUCAUCGCCUACAACAUCAACCUGAUCAGCACCAAAGAGCAGGCUCACCGCAUAGCGCUGGACAUCCGGGAGCAGGGGCGGGGCCAAAAUCAGGUGCAUGCUGGGAGUUCGCUAUUGAAAACUGUUGCCUCAUGUCUUUGAUGUGAACCUCCUCAGGAGAGCCACCGACAUGCUGUCGCCAUGGCAACGGAGGAAACUUGGAUCAGGAAUUACACGGCUCUCAAGCGCCGCCUGCAGUUCAACUGUAGAACUACAACUUCAGUCUUUCUAUCUGAAACACCCCCAGGAGUGGUCAAGGGGUGUGAGGUGGUUAGGACACGACAAUCUCAGGUCUUCCAGUCCAUCUGCAGAGAUCUUGAUCCUAAUCCAUUAUCCAAUAUUAUCAUCAACACAAAACUGAUGAGGCUCCAUCUCUGUCAAAGGACAGAACACAUAAGGCAGAUUAUCAAAUGUAUUGGAUGGAAGACAAUAACAGCUGGAGUGUUGGUUUCAGAGUGGACCAAGGCCAGAACAACAAGGCCAACCUACAAAUCUUGCCUUCAAAAAUAAAAUAAACCAAAAAACAAUAACUAACCUCCUGAAUCCAACAAAACCAGGAGAAAACAUGGGUCAAAGAACAUGGCGGUCCACUCCUACAACUCUAACAUUAAUGCUUUGGGAGAGGUGGGAGAUGAGCCUCCUUCAGUCUUCUUCCUGGAGCCUUUUAUAGUAGGUGGU